This is a messenger RNA of Pseudophryne corroboree (corroboree frog), 4178 nucleotides long. RefSeq names its product aryl hydrocarbon receptor nuclear translocator (gene ARNT). The record is from RefSeq and is a predicted model, not a curated record. Gene Ontology annotation, cellular component: aryl hydrocarbon receptor complex; transcription regulator complex; nucleus. NCBI's taxonomy places the organism in Eukaryota, Metazoa, Chordata, Amphibia, Anura, Myobatrachidae. Gene Ontology annotation, molecular function: DNA-binding transcription factor activity, RNA polymerase II-specific; protein dimerization activity; RNA polymerase II cis-regulatory region sequence-specific DNA binding. Gene Ontology annotation, biological process: regulation of transcription by RNA polymerase II. The coding region runs from base 481 to 2742 and encodes 753 amino acids. The transcript is spliced from 22 exons.
UUACUGGCUCCAAAGACGGCCCGGCGGCCGCCGGACCUUCCAGUGGUGAGACCCGGCUGCAACCCGGCAGCCGGGCCGUGCAGUGUGAAGGGACCCUAGCCCUCACACUGUUAACUACAAUGCCGGCACGGGAAAAGCCGGGUAGUGUGUUUUAGCCCUAAAGCCGGAGUAGCACCGUUACCCGAAACCACCCCACUCCCGGCAACGGUCACAUGACCGGAGAGCAGCCAUGUGACCGAGGGAAACCGGAGGAGCAGUGCUGCACCGGGAGCUGUCAUCAGCCGAUGCAGCAUCAGAAUCCAUGGUCUGACCCGGGACAAACCCUGUUCACGCCACAGCUCAGACCCGGGUUAUUCCCGCGUCGACACCGUUUACACUGUACAUGGGUGCAGUGUUAAAUGUUCUGCCGGCACUUGGAGAAGACAUCAAACCCAAGCGCCAGGGACCAGGCUCUCCCCAUACUGUGACCAGCGUCAAGAGAUGGCGUCUGAUGUCCCAACUUUAGGACUCGCCGUGUCCUCAGGAAAUCCGGGUUCAAGCACACAGGCUGGCGGGUCCGCAGUACAACGAGCCAAUAAGCGGCACGCCGGGUUGGAUUUUGAUGACGAUGAUGACUCCGGCAAUAAAUUUCUCAGGUGUGACGAUGACCAGCUGCCUAAUGACAAGGAGAGGUUUGCAAGGGAGAAUCACAGUGAGAUUGAAAGGAGGAGGAGGAAUAAAAUGACCGCUUACAUCACGGAGCUGUCAGAUAUGGUGCCCACCUGCAGCGCCCUGGCUCGCAAGCCGGACAAGCUCACCAUUCUGCGCAUGGCCGUGUCUCAUAUGAAGUCCUUGCGGGGCACAGGAAACACGUCCACAGAUGGCACCUACAAGCCGUCAUUCUUGACCGACCAGGAGUUGAAGCACCUGAUCUUGGAAGCAGCUGAUGGUUUCCUGUUUGUGGUGUCCUGCGAGACGGGAAGGAUUGUGUACGUAUCUGACUCAGUGACUCCUGUCCUCAACCAGCCGCAGUCCCAAUGGUUUGGCAGCACCUUGUACGACCAAGUUCACCCAGACGAUGUGGACAAGCUUCGGGAGCAGCUCUCCACCGCUGAGAACGCCAUGACGGGUCGUAUCCUAGAUUUGAAAACGGGCACAGUGAAGAAAGAGGGUCAGCAGUCGUCUAUGAGAAUGUGUAUGGGGUCUCGGAGGUCGUUCAUCUGUAGAAUGAGGUGUGGGAACACGGCAGUGGAUCCAUCUUCCGUGAACAGACUCAGCUACAUGAGGAACAGAUGCAGGAAUGGCCUGGGUCACCCCAAAGAUGGAGAUCCACAGUUUGUGGUUGUCCACUGCACAGGGUACAUCAAAGCAUGGCCACCUGCCGGUGUCACGUUGCCAGAAGAUGACCAGGAUACAGGACAAAGCAGCAAGUUCUGUCUAGUGGCCAUUGGUAGAUUACAGGUGACAAGCUCCCCUAACUGCACCGACCUAAACAGCGCCUGCCAGCCAAUUGAAUUCAUCUCUCGGCACAAUGUGAAUGGCAUGUACACUUUUGUGGACCACCGAUGUGCAGCCACGGUUGGCUACCAGCCACAGGAUCUCUUAGGAAAGGACGUUGUAGAGUUUGCCCACCCAGAAGACCAGCAGCUUCUGAGAGACAGUUUUCAGCAGGUGGUGAAAUUAAAAGGCCAGGUGUUGUCUGUCAUGUUCCGCUUCCGAUCCAAAAGCCGCGAGUGGCUGCUGAUAAGAACCAGCUCCUUCACCUUCCAGAACCCGUACUCUGACGAGAUAGAGUAUAUCAUCUGCACUAACACCAAUGUAAAGAAUACAAACCAGGAAUCACGGCCAGCCCUGACCAACUCUAUGCAGAGGCCGCCUCUCUGCCCGAGUAUUAAUCACCCUCUGGAAAUGGGUCCGGGCCAGCUGACUGCCAGGCAGCAGCCCCCUCCACAAGCGGAACUCGAUGUUCUACCCAACAGAGACAAUCUCGGAACAUACAACCACACGCAGGUUCCAGUACAGCCGGUGGCUGCCGCAGUUCCUGACCACAGCAAAUCCCGGGAGAAAUCAGACACCCUCUAUGGACAGGAGAGAGACCCCAGGUUUGCCGAAAUCUAUAGCAGCCUUAAUUCAGACCAGAACAAAGCACUUAAUCCUAGCGGAGUCCCAGGCAACCAGCAACUCUUCCCACAAGCCAGCACUUUCACCCCAGCCCCCCGCCCAGUGGACGGUUUCAGGAGUGGUGGCAUGGUGUCUCCAGCCAACAUUAUCCAGCAGCCUGUGUCUGCGGGGCAGAUCCUGGCGCAGAUCUCUCGGCAUACCAGCCCCACACAAGUCUCCGGCACCAACUGGAGCUCUGGCACACGGCCGUCCUUCACAGCACAGGCAGCAAAGACCCAGUCUCCUCCGUUCGGAAUGGGCAACUUCCAGACAACACCCACCAACUUCAGCCCACUGUCCUCCCAGAGUUCAACCUCUUCUCCAGCUGGAAGCACUUACCCCAGCCUGGCCAGCCGGACCAACAGCUUUGCCGCUGAUGUAGGACAGCCGCGUGUACCCUUCCAGACACGGGCAGCGGAGGCGGUGUGGCCGCAGUGGCAGAAUCAGCAUCACAGCCAGAGCACUGCAGACACGCAUGUCCAGCCGCAAGCCAGCCAAUCAGAGGUCUUCCCAGACAUGCUGUCCAUGCUGGGAGACCAGACGUCCAGUUACAACAGCGAAGAGUUUUCCGAGCUCGGUAUGUUCCAGUCUUUUGCCGAGUAAAAAUGGGGCAGGACAAAUGGAAUUCUGAAGCCUACAAAUGAGCAUUAAUCCGGCUCACUCGCUCUUACCCUAAGGAUACGAGAUGGGGCAGUGGAAGUAAUGAGAAGGACAUUGAGGCCCGACAACGGGAGGAAAUCCUUACAGGGACACCACAGAACUGCCUUCUUUGUGAAUAAGGAGAGAUGGGACACACCUCACCAGCUUUAAACCCCACAUUGUGCCACAGAUUUUUUAUUUUUUUCACUUCUUUUCUAGGAAUCUGAGACGGGAAGACAAAAAGCACACGUGAAUUAUGACGUCACCCACCAAAAAAUAAAAAAAUUCACAGUUUUUUAUUUUUUAUAUUAACUAUCAAAUGACCCUAAAAGGUAUAAUUUUAGGCUCUAUCAGGGAUAACUUUGUGCGUAAGAUAAUCACAAAUCUAGUGGGUGCCUUUUAUAAUGUCAGGGCAGGAAAUUGUCGCCUCGAGGGAAGACGUUUGCGUUCUCCCCGCUGAAGACUUGGCGAUAUGUGUACAGCCAUCAGGGGCGGUCUAUCUAAUCGUGCUUGGGUUAUUACUAUACACAGGCGGGACGCCUAAGGUGUCCAUUAUAUUCUGCUUAUUACUUUAUUAAUUUAAUGCUUUUGCCUUAAAACAAGUGAAUAUUUAAUUGUUGUUCUUUUUUGUACCUAAUUAUUCAUCUUGCAAAGAAAAUAUUUGUAUCAAAGAUUUCUUGACAAUCCACAGGAUUCCCGAGACCCGUAGGGAACAGGAAAAGGAUCGGUGAAGAGAGCUGUUACGCCAUCGCACAUGUAGCCAUACAGGCUGUAUAACGCCGCCGUAAUACAGAUAGUGUUCAGUGUUCUUCUUUGACGAGAUACGGGUCUUUACCCUUUAGAGGUUAUUUAAAAUCCUUUUGACUCCACGUUUAGGAACAAUCAAGAUGGCUGUCUUGUUUAUACAGAUCUCAAAAUGGCCUCCUUUUAAGCACUUCAUAGGAAUGAGCACCCCACGAUGUUUUACGUUUUAUUAAAUGGAUAUUACUUGGUCAUGAUUUAGUCAGGUUAUGAUGAUACAACAAGCAGCGUCUGCUUAAUCAGAGAUAAAAUGGCAUUUACUAUUGUAUGAAUUGGAAAAACAUAGAUGGAUUGUAAGUGUAGUUUUAAAGCUACAGAACAGUUGUGCUUUGAUCACAGGUAUCACCUGUACACCGAUCGGAUAACGAGACAUCUAGCCUUUUAUUAUUUGUGAAAUUUACCUUGUUAAUCCGGUGCCGUUGGCAGGAUUAAUGCAGAUUUUAUAUCUUGUAUUAUGUUACACACGUUUCUUAUUCUCCAGGACAAACCGCUUUAUUCCUAUCUCUCCCUUUCCGUUUACUUCAAAACAUUUUAUUGUGCAAAGUGUUUUAUGUGUAUACUAUAUGAAAUAAUAUAAUUUUAUGAGAAUUUUUACUUGA